Molecule: messenger RNA, 1032 nt
Organism: Phaeoacremonium minimum UCRPA7
Lineage: Eukaryota; Fungi; Ascomycota; Sordariomycetes; Togniniales; Togniniaceae
Exons: 3
Coding region: 1-1032 (343 amino acids)
Cellular component (GO): fungal-type vacuole membrane
Source: RefSeq, a predicted model, not a curated record
AUGUCUGAAGAAAUCAAGAGGGAAGAGUCGGCUCGAGUCGAGCGGUCCGAGUUCGCCAAGCCAAAGAAGGGUGGCUUCAAGAGACAUUGCGCGCGGUUCUGGUGGAUCUAUCUGAUCAUUUUCCUCAUUAUUGCACUCCUCGUAAUUCUACUGAUUAUCUUCGUUGCCGUGCCCAAGAUCGCUCAGAAGAAGAUCAACGAGGCUAAGCUGAACCUAGACGGGAUUGUGGUGACGCAGACACAGACCAACAACUUCACCAUGGCCAUUAACAGCACGAUCACGACUGACGGAUCUCAGCAUGCAACCAUCGCUGCGUUUGAUGGUGUCAUGUACCUCGAGGACUGGGCGCCGCAGAGACCGUUUGCAACUGUUCACUUCCCCCAGACUAGCUCGGCCAAGUUCCAGGAAGUCAAUGUGACUCAGUUCACGCCCAUCACUGAUCUGGAGGCUUUCACCGUCUUCAACACGUGGUUGCUCGUGAACGAGACCCUCCGUGUGACUGUCAAGGGUGACACUCAUGUGCGCGUCAAGGGUCUCUCCCGCAACUACGGAGUCAGCUUCAAGAAGACCAUCACGAUGCCAGGUCUCUCCAACUUCAACGGUACCACCGUCCCUGAGAGCACUAUUGCUCUGCAGGCCGAUGACAACGGUGACAACUUCAAGGGAACCGUUACGAUCCCCAACAAAUCCCUUGUGACUUUCGAAAUUGGCAAUGCCUCUUUCCAUAACUACCUGUUGGGUGCCGAGAUUGGAACCGUCUACAUUGACAACAUUAUUCUCUCCCCCGGCCUGAACAACUUCUCGAUGCACGCCAACAUCAGCCAGCUGCCGGUCCUGAACGCCAUUGCCGAGAAGCCUUACUGCCAAAGCGGCAUCCUGCCAUUCCAGCUCCGUGGCAAGGAGGUCUUCAACCACGGCCAGCCCCUCUCAUACUAUGCCGAUGCUCUCGCCAGUUCCAACCAGACUGUCGACAUCGACAUUGGCGCCGAUUUGGAGAAGGAUCUGUCGUACACGGUGAAGUGCAGCAGCUGA